Molecule: messenger RNA, 2693 nt
Organism: Girardinichthys multiradiatus
Lineage: Eukaryota; Metazoa; Chordata; Actinopteri; Cyprinodontiformes; Goodeidae
Gene: fndc10
Product: fibronectin type III domain containing 10
Exons: 1
Coding region: 609-1523 (304 amino acids)
Source: RefSeq, a predicted model, not a curated record
AGACUGCUGGAGAUAGGCACCAGCCCCCCCGUGACCCACUAUGGAAUAAGCGGUAGAAAAUGACUGACUGACUAUAUAUAUGUCUCGUGUAAAAUAGAAAGUCUCAGCGCAGUUCAGGAGAGUAAAAGUAACGGCUCGUCAUGAGACGAGUUAUCCACCAUCCAGCUGCGUUUUCAGGACUCUGCUCACUCCUGGCCCACAGUUACCCACACCUGGAGCGCUGAGUGGGACGAUGAUUCACCAUCCAACUGCUGAUGACUACAAAUUUUGCGCACGCGCCGCGCGCUCCUUCACGUGCACUCUCUCACACAGCGUGCAUCAAAGCCAUUUACGUCCAGCCGGGCAGGAAGGAGAAAGCGGCUCAUCUAUCCUGCAGAAAUACGUAAGUGGCUUUCACACCGAGGUCACUUUGAUCCGUUUUCUAAUUGCUUUAUACUUGCUUUUCUUCUGGAAUCGCUUUAAAUGCACCAUGAACAAAUGCUAUGUCUGUUGCGGAUGAGAGGAAGAAGAUCAGCUGAUCUCUAUGGCAGACAUCGGCCCGAAUGGUUGUGCCAUCGCCCAUCUGGCGAUCCACUGUGAGCUAAAAUAAUUUAACGAAAGGACGGGAGAUGACGAUCCACAGCCGAGCUUCGCUGCUCGCCCUGUCGGCACUCAUGCUCUUCCCAUUAAUACACCAAACAGCCUCCUCAUCAUUAUCAGCAGCUGCAUCAGAGGUGAAAGGCAGGAAUAAUAACAGGAGUCAUGACAGCAGGCCAUCAGCUCUGGUUAAAGAGAUAACAGGCCAUGUGAGCAGCACACGCAGUAAUACAUCAGUCAUUUCUGAGAAGCUGGGCAUUGCACCGAGACUGAAACCAGAUGAAGAGGAGUCACCGACCUGUGCCUACAGAGUGAUUGAGGGAGGCAUCUGGGGGCAGCUUUGUUUUCGACGCACGCUAUUGGGAUACAGGUGCAAUAAGGAGGACUGCAGGACGCAGGUGACUUUGGGAAACCUAGUGGCAAACCUCCUCAUCAACGGUAGCGUUCUGUUACAGUGGACCCAUAAGGGAGACAACACGACUAAAGAGAGCCUUUCCGACCAGCCUCGAGAUUCUGGGUCAGAUUUAACUCAUGCAGAAACUUCUCCAUCACAUGUUAUCGGCGAGCGACGCCACCACCGCGAAGGCUUCGAGCUGAGCUGCUGGUGGAACGGCAGCUACACCCAAUUCGAGUGCGCCAGCGUGCAGCUGGCAUCGGGCUGCAGGGACUUCAUGCUGUCCGAGCUGCAUGAGAACAUCCCGUACCGGAUCUGCCUGCGCCCCCUGGCUCGGUCCGGCUCGGACCGGAGAGCAGAGCAGCGGGACUGCGUGGAGUUCACGCUGCCGCCGUCAGGGAUGCAAGACAUUGUGAUCGCCAUGACGGCGGUAGGGGGCGCUAUCUGCGUGAUGCUGGUGAUCAUUUGUCUGCUUGUGGCCUACAUCACAGAAAACAUCAUGAGCCCCACUACACAACACACCUACUCCUACCGCUCUCAUUCACGUCACUGAUGGACUAAAUAAGCUACAUAUCUGCAGUAACACGCCCCACACUCACUGCCACAAAGUUAAUUUUUCAGUAUGGAAAAGGUGCUUCUCAAUAAAUUAGAAAAUAAACGAAAAGUUAAUUUAUUUCAGUAAUAGGGUUUAAAAAGUGAAACUAUUGUUGGUGAUUAUGGCAUACAGCUAAUAAAACCCAAUUUUCUGUUUCUCAGAAUAUGAGAAAAUUACAGACUUCAGACUUGACAGUUGUGCAGAAGACAGUUAUUGACACCUCAGAAAAAAAGAUAAGAUGCAAAAGGUCAUUGCUAAAGAAGCAUGCUGUUCACAAAGUGCUGUAUUCAAGAAUAUUAAUGGAAAGGUUAGUGGAAGGAAAAACUGGGGGAAUAAAAGAUGAACCAUAGACAGUAAUAAGUUUAGACUGGAGAGGAGUGUGAAGCUCAGCCAAUUCAAAAGUUUGGGGGAAAUUUGUAAGGUAUGGUCACCUUGGAGUCAGUGCUUCUUGGCCAGCAUACAAAUAUUCAAAUUUUUUAAUUAAAAUUUGGGUUUUCAUUUGCUGUAAACCAUCACUGUCAAAGUAAACAGACGUAAACACUUAUGAUACAUUACUCUAUGUGUAAUAAAUCUAUAUAGGAGUUUGAAUUACUAAAAUAACUAAAUAUCAAUAAUAAUCUAAUGUAUUAAGAUGCACCUGUAUGUUCAUUCUUUUAUGACCAAAUUGAAGCACAAUCUGUUGUGGCUCUGUAAUUAACUUGCCUUCUAGACCUCUGCCAGGGUGCAAUUAACCAAAAUUACUGAUAAACUGUGUUUAUUACACCAGUUUACUGUUAUGUUGAUGCUCAAGAUUGUCUCCUGCCUGCCAUCAGGCAGCAUUUUUACAGCAAUACAAACAGCCUCAAUAAAUGGCUUGGAGAACAUUAAAAACACGUGUUUUAUGAAAUCUGUGAGAAUGUCAUUGCUGGGGGGAAAAAAAACGUAACGUAUCUAAGUUUGAUUUGUUCUGUCAUCUCUAGUUUUUUGCUUGUACGUCUGCAUACAGUGUUUCAGUGUUUGUACAUUACAGUAUGUGAAGGGCAAUAGAAAAUUGUGUACAAUCUCUGAAAACUGUGCCAAAUGUCUUUUAGAUAGAAUACCUUUUGUGUCUUGCUGAGAGCAAAUAAAGAAGCAUUGGGUCCUUUUUAA